AUGCGUUUCGAAUGGCUUUUGAUAUUGUUGUUAACAUUCGUCGAAGCUGGACGAGAUUUUUAUAAAAUUUUGAAUGUUCCACGCAAUGCUAAUGUCAACCAGAUCAAGAAAGCCUAUAGGAAACUGGCCAAGGAGCUGCAUCCCGAUAGAAACAAAGAUGAUCCAAUAGCUGAGGAACGUUUUCAAGAUCUGGGAGCUGCUUAUGAGGUAUGUUAACGCGUUUUUUAUAUUUUUUUGGAUUUUAGGAAAAAAUUUCUAUUGCUUUACUUGUAAAGCUUUUGGAUUGUUUAUUUUUACCCUUGGUGCUAAAAAACUAAGGGUUUAAGAAUGAAAAAGAUCUAGAAAAAAACUAUAAAAAGAUUUAUUACUUCAAUUUUAGGUACUAAGUGAUGCCAAAAAGCGUAAAGUCUACGACAAGCAAGGUGAAGAAGGUGUGAAGAGUAUGGGAGAAGGUGGAUUUGGCCGUGGAGGGCACGAACCAUUCGCCAGCUUCUUCGGAGACUUCUUUGGCGGAGGACACGAGGAAUCAGACGAAGUGCCUAAAGGAGCUGAUGUUGUUAUUGAUCUAUAUGCCUCAUUAGACGAAGUUUACAACGGAAACUUUGUAGAAUUAAAGAGAAAGAAGUCUGUGUACAAACAAACUUCAGGGACGCGUGAAUGUAACUGUAGGCAUGAGAUGAGAGCUCAACAACUUGGUGGUGGACAUCUUCAGAUGUUCCAAGUUCGGGUUUGUGACGAAUGUCCGAAUGUGAAGCUAAUUCAGGAGACCAAGAUUUUGGAGGUAAGUAAAAAUGAUUAUAUUAAUGUGGUUUUUGGUUAUUUGACAUUAGUUUACUCGGUUUUUUAGGUCGAAAUUGAAGUAGGAGCCGAUGACGGACAUCAACAACGAUUCGUAGGCGAAGGUGAACCUCAUAUUGAUGGUGAGCCUGGAGAUUUGGUCGUGAAGCUAAAACUACAGAAACAUAACGUAUUUGAAAGGCGGGGAAUGGAUCUAUACACAAACGUGACCAUUUCAUUGCAACAAGCUCUAUCAGGCUUUGAAUUGGAUAUUCCUCAUCUAGAUGGCCAUAAAGUACAUGUUUCAAGGGAAAAAGUAAGGUUUAAAGGCAUUAUUUUUUGCAUUUUCAGGUGAUAAAUGGAUUAGAAGAGGCGUAUCUAUUUAUCGUGUUAUAACCUACAAGUUUUUAUUAAGUUUUUCUAUUGUAUCUUCCAUAUUACCUAUUGUAACUUCUAGGUAACUUGGCCAGGUGCUCGUAUCCGCAAAAAGGACGAAGGCAUACCAUCGUUGGAAGACAACAACAAGAAAGGCAUCUUAUACAUCACAUUCGAUGUGGAAUUCCCACAAGGACAGUACAAUGACGAGCAGAAGAAGUUGAUCGCCGACCUACUACAACAAUCGGAUCACCAACCCAAGAUAUACAAUGGCCUUCAAGGCUUCUAG
Bursaphelenchus okinawaensis is the source of this 1441-nucleotide messenger RNA. The record is from the annotation of a GenBank genome assembly. Lineage: Eukaryota; Metazoa; Nematoda; Chromadorea; Rhabditida; Aphelenchoididae.